Messenger RNA from Protopterus annectens (West African lungfish), 2157 nucleotides. It is a transcript of the gene HTRA4, whose product is annotated as HtrA serine peptidase 4. Lineage: Eukaryota; Metazoa; Chordata; Ceratodontiformes; Protopteridae. The record is from RefSeq and is a predicted model, not a curated record. Gene Ontology annotation, cellular component: extracellular region. Bases 389 to 1807 code for a protein of 472 amino acids. Gene Ontology annotation, molecular function: serine-type endopeptidase activity; protein binding. The transcript has 9 exons. Gene Ontology annotation, biological process: positive regulation of apoptotic process; programmed cell death; proteolysis.
AGAGUUUCGAUAGAGCUCUGCAGCAUACUGAGGCACCCUCCAGGAACGGAAAUUUGAGUAAAGAAAGAAUUUGAGGGAUCACGGGCUAGAACUUUGCCUACAUUACCUCGGCCGUGUGGUGUGAAGCACAAAGGAGACGCGAUAUAGAACUAUACAUUUCUUGUCCAAAUCUAUGGAGUUGUAACUCGCCAAUAGCUUACUUCGUACUGUUUUAAGUUUAAAUACGUUUUAUGUGGACUCGAGAUACUGUGUUCUUGGCAAUAUUUGUAUGACGUUUGGAAUAAGGAAUUCAUCGUCAGUUUCCCCAUUUAAUUUUAAGCCGCUAUAGAAGCUGUGUUUGUGGUGUUAUUACUCGGAGGGACAGCUUUGUGUUUGCCAGGCAGAGACCAUGCGAGUGCUGUUACUGCUGUGCUUCUCGGCCCGACUGUUGUUCGACCCCGCACACUGCCGUGUCCCACAGAGGCAGACUGUGUCAUCAUGCUCACCCUGUGACGAGUCUCGCUGUGCCCCUCUCCACAACUACUGCCCCGCAGGUGAAGUGCGGGAUCAUUGCGGCUGCUGUCCGGUGUGCGCUGCUGCUGAGGGCGAAGCGUGUGGGGGCAGCGGCACCGGUCGGUGGCAAUGUGGAGAGGAGCUGCUUUGCGUCCUCGAUUCAUCGUCUUCUGCUGGUGGCAGACGCCGUCACCGGGGCACAUGUGUAUGUAUUUAUACCGAGCCUGUGUGCGGCAGUGAUGGGGUAACUUACGGCAAUAUGUGCAUGCUAAAAGCGGAGAGCCGCAGAACCCAGUUCCAGGAUUCUGCCCCCGUCAUAGUCAUACAGAGAGGACCCUGUGAAUCAGGUUCCCCACAUCCAAAUAGUCUACGAUACAAGUUCAAUUUUAUCGCUGAUGUUGUUGAAAAAAUUGCUCCAGCAGUUGUUCACCUUGAACUUUUUCGAAGGAUAUUGUUCACAGGCCAUGAUAUUCCUGUUUCCAGUGGCUCUGGAUUUGUUGUGUCCGAGGAUGGACUGAUAGUCACAAGUGCACAUGUUCUUACCAACAAGCAGAAAAUUAAAGUGGAACUGAAAAAUGGAGCCAAAUAUAAUGCCCGUGUGGUGGACACUGACCAAAAGCUGGACAUUGCCCUCAUUAAGAUAGAUCCUGAAACGCCACUUCCUGUGCUAAUGCUAGGGCGGUCUGCAGACCUGAGGCCUGGUGAAUUUGUGGUAGCUGUUGGUAGCCCUUUCUCCCUGCAGAAUACUGUAACAACAGGCAUUGUCAGCAAAACCCAGAGAGGGGGCAAAGAACUGGGACUGAAGGACUCCGAUAUGGAAUACAUUCAGACCGAUGCCAUCAUAAAUUAUGGAAAUUCUGGAGGACCACUUGUGAACUUGGAUGGUGAGGUCAUUGGCAUUAAUACCUUGAAGGUAACUGCAGGCAUCUCAUUUGCCAUCCCAUCCGACAGAAUACGUCAGUUUUUGACAGAGUCACAUGAUCGACAAAUGAAAGGGAAGAACUUCCCAAAGAAGAAGUAUAUUGGCGUUCGAAUGCUUCAUCUCUCUCCCAGCCUUGUUCGCGAACUGAAGGAUCGCAUCAGAAAUUUUCCAGAUGUGACUUCAGGAGUCUAUGUUUUUGAAGUGAUUCCAGGGACAGCUGCAGCAAGUGCGGGCAUGAAGGACAAUGACGUGAUUAUUAGCAUCAAUGGCAAACGUAUCACCUCUACUGAAGAUGUCAGUGAAGCAGUGAAGAAUGACACCACAUUGUCAGUUGUCGUGCGAAGAGGAAAUGAAGAUGUGGUUCUUACCGUCAUUCCAGAAGAACUUGACUAAGACAAAGAAGCAUUACACUUUCUAACUGGCUGGGUUAAAAUAUUCUCUGUGGGUUAUAUUUCAUAUAAGCUGUUACAGCCGCACUUGUUUGUUUUGUCUUCCAUUACUGACACCAGAGACCCAAGAUGUCACUUUUAAAUGUGUACACACAAAAUUUGCAAAAGGUUAAAAAAAUGUUCUAUAAUUAGAAUACUUUUAUGUUUACAACACCAAGUUCUUCUUUAGAUGAAACUUGCCCUGAUUCCCACCAUGAACGUUAGCAUUAUUUUUCAAACAUAAAGGUAUGAGUGAUGCACACUGUUUAGUAAGCAAGAGGAUGUCCAGAAUAAAUGGAAACAUUUUACAUCUUA